AUGUUUUAAUCAUAUAUAAUUAAUCGAAAAUUGAAAACAGAGUUCAGUAAAGUCACUCAAACUGUGAGAAUAACAAAGGAGCUACAAAGGUCAAAUGAACAUAAGAAUUAUUCUUUUGAAUAUCCUAGUACCUACGAUUAACUUCCUAAAAAACUUAGAUGUCAAUCAACUUAUUCAAAACUAUGUGGCUUUAGAUCUCAUAAAUACUAAUUAUUUCAUGAUAUUAUUUCUGAAUUUGCAGAACACAAAAAGCAAAGAUUAGCUAAUGUUAUCAUAUAAAAUCUAAGUAAUCACUCUUGUAUCAAAGAUAAACAGAAAAAUCUAACCUACCAUCCCAAGGUUCAGCUCGUAACAUAUUCUCAAAGAAUGGACCUAAUUUAAAUCAUAAUUACAGUUAAUUUAUGAAAAAAGUCAAAGAUUUCAAAAUCUCUGAAUAGAAUGUCGUCACUUAAACUCCAUAGUAUUCAUAUAUACAUAUUAAUUAAGUUCAAUAUAAGAAAAUAUGACACUUACAAGAUAACCUUCACUUGAAUAGGUCCUUGACACCAAGUAAACUAUUACUUUAAGUUGUUCAAGAAAACAAAGUCCAAAAAUGCUGUUCAGUAUUACACUACUUAAUUUUUAGAACCUUAAUAAUUUAUAUUAAAAUCAAAGUUCAAAAAAAACAAUGCACUUGAGAAAAUUUUGACUGAAGCCAGAAACCAAAUCAAAACAUCGUAAUCUCCCAGAUCUGUACACAUAAGUUAACACAAAAAGACUAAAUCUCAACCAAUUAAUGUUUAUACUGAACAAAAUAAACUCUUAUAAAGAGUCAUACUAAAAACUAAGCUGAAUUAAUGA
Paramecium pentaurelia is the source of this 840-nucleotide messenger RNA. The record is from the annotation of a GenBank genome assembly. NCBI's taxonomy places the organism in Eukaryota, Ciliophora, Oligohymenophorea, Peniculida, Parameciidae.